AUGACAUGUAUCUUGCAAAAACAUAUCAAAGUGCGUGUAAGCUGGUCUGGGCACCUAAUUAAAUUACAAAUAUAUAAUGUAUAAGCUCUUUAUAAAUCUAUAUUGGGAUGUCCCAAGGAGUAAUUAUACCAACCAUUCUUGUUUUCCAUUUCUUCAUCAUACAGCAACACCAAUGAGUUCAUAUUUUGUGGCCUCCAAUCAAUUUUUAAAGUAUCCAUUUUGUUUUCCAAGAAUUGCUACAAAAUUAUAAAUAUAUAAAUGGACCUACUUGAACCUUCAAGUACUUCUUUCAAACAAAGCAAAAAAGCUGUGAAAAAAAAGCAAAUCUUUCUGACAAUUUACACAUGCAACCUCUUAUUAUUCUUCAAAACAUGCUUAAAUUUUUGGCAUCUCAAGUAAAGCCAAACAACAACAAGAACAGUUGACAAACUCUCAGUUCUUGUUUUGUUUUAUAUAUUUGUUUGUUUGUGUCUUCUGUGAUGGUGACAACUUAUCAGAUGAAGAAUCUUAGUACAUUAGAGCUUAUGUUAGAGGAACUUCAGCAAGAAGAUGAAGAAACAAAUGAUUUGCCACCACCUUUGCCUUUUAGGCCUGUUAUUAAGGCUAGGUUGCCUAAGGGGAGAAGGAAAUUGACAUUUGGUAAAGAAAAGAGCAAUCUUGAAGAUAUUAGGGUUCAAGAAAAUGUAUUUGUUGAUCAAUGGGGUACUUCAGCAGCAGAGAGGGACUCUGUAGCCAUGACAGAUAAGAUUUGUUUGAUGGUUGAUCAGAGAGAAGGAGCUGAACUAAGUGGAGUUCUGCAAAUUCAGAGAUGCUUUCGCGGCUAUCAAGCCCGCCAGUACUAUCAUGAGCUUAAAACAGGAGCAGUAGCUCUACAAUCAUUUGUGCGCGGUGAAAUCACAAGAAAGUGUUAUCAAGAUCUCACUAGGAGGUUAACAGCAGUUAUCAUUAUACAGAAACACAUAAAGAAGUAUCUACAUAAAAGAACAGAACGACAGCGAACUGCAGCCUUAUGUUUGCAAUCUGUUAUUCGAGGUUGGUUAACUCGAAAGCAGUUCAAUCUCUCGGGUGAUGGAAAACGAUCUUGUGUUCAGAACAUUAGGGAAAAGAAUGACCUUGACAAUAAGGAACCAGAAACUAAGGUACCGCGUUCAGUUCUACUUGAUCUUCAGAGGCAUAUUUUGAAGACAGAGGCUGCUCUGGAGAGAAAGAAAGAGGAAAAUGCAGCUUUGAGGCUACAUAUUCAGCAUUAUGAGAUUAAGUGGAAUCAGUAUGAAUCAAAAAUGAAAGCAAUGGAGAAGAUGUGGCAAGAUCAGUUAACGUCUAUACAAAUAAGUCUGGCUGCAGAAAGGGAAAAACACGGGGACGAAAAGACUAAGGGAAAACUCAGACUACUGAUACUUCAAGAUCAAGAUGAAAAUGUGCAUAGUGGAUUCCCAAGUGCAUUGAAUCAUCCUGAUGAGGUACAUGAUACACAACCACAACCAAGUGGGAGAUUAAAUCCCAAGAGCAAGUGUAAUAACCAUCAUGUGAUGGACAUGGUCAAUCACUAUCAAAAUUUUGUCGUCCACGAUCAAUGUAAUACAGGAGAGGAGGCUUCCGCCCUCAGGCCUAACGAUGAGCUCCAGAAGCUGAAGAUUAGAUUUGAAGCAUGGAAGAAGGAUUACAAGAAUAAAUUGCGCGAGGCCAAAGCAACAAUGAAGCAACUAGGACACUCUGAAAGGGGGAAGGGUUCAAAGAUAUGGUGUGGAAGAUGAAAAAGUUAUAGUCUUAUGUUAGAUCCUCCAAUUGGAGGACAUUUUCAGAGGAUCUGACACGGGUGCAACAACAACAUAUUUGGAGAGGCCGAUGAUCAACGUAGCCUCUCAGUAUCAUUUAUUCUUCAUACUUCAUAUUUACAUGUACAGAACAAGCAUAUAAAUUGUCAAAUCUCAUACAACCAUUGAAGAAAUAUAAGGGAAUAUGUUGAGGAAAAUCGAAAAGACUAGCAACGUCCACCCUUGCCUCUAUUUCAUAUUAACUGAAUUUGUAAGGCAAUGCGAUCCUAUUGAAACAAAUAUUUAAUUACAGUUAAAUCAUAUUUUCCAUUA
Molecule: messenger RNA, 2087 nt
Organism: Solanum pennellii
Lineage: Eukaryota; Viridiplantae; Streptophyta; Magnoliopsida; Solanales; Solanaceae
Product: myosin-1-like
Exons: 6
Coding region: 480-1754 (424 amino acids)
Biological process (GO): spindle organization; establishment of meiotic spindle localization; mitotic cell cycle
Cellular component (GO): spindle pole
Molecular function (GO): protein binding
Source: RefSeq, a predicted model, not a curated record